This is a messenger RNA of Patella vulgata (common limpet), 6303 nucleotides long. RefSeq names its product putative ferric-chelate reductase 1. The transcript has 17 exons. Lineage: Eukaryota; Metazoa; Mollusca; Gastropoda; Patellidae. The record is from RefSeq and is a predicted model, not a curated record. Bases 192 to 2057 code for a protein of 621 amino acids. Gene Ontology annotation, molecular function: oxidoreductase activity, acting on metal ions.
ACCUACGUCUGGAUGCGUUGACGUGUUUAUUCUAAAAAUAACCGGGAGUUAUUGAAACCACGUGACUUGUGUGGUUGUUGGUGAACCGUUAUGUAUUUGCCAUAAAAUUGGGUUUGGUUCAUUUGGAUAACAUGCAAUGAGAUUAGUAGAAUAAGAUAACAUUUUUACAAGGAACUAGAGAAAAUAUAUCAAUGAACUCAAGAAUGAAUCGCUUGCUAAAUCUUAUACUUUGUUUGGUAUCACUUCCUGCUAUAAAUGCCUACAGUUCAGGAGCAGGUCCUGGAGCUUGUUCAGAACUGAAGCCUGCUCAUGAUAAUUUGGAUACACAGACAUCUAUUUCACCAUUUGCUGUAAUACCAUCUAAAACAAACUACACAGCAUCAGAUAAAAUAACAGUUACUCUUCAAGCAAGAUGUGGUUAUAAAUUUAAGGGAUUUUUAAUACAAGCCAGACGAGCAGAUAAUUCGACUGUUAGAACUGAAGUCGUAGGAACAUUUGAUACUCAAACUAAUACCAAACAACUCUGUACCGGUACUAAUAGUGACGCAUUAACCCACGCCAAUGCUGCAGAAAAAACUUCAUUAGAUUUAACAUGGAAUGCACCUUCUACACCUGGAACUGGACAUAUUGUUUUCAAGGUCACCUUUGUAGAAGUUAAAUCUAAAUUCUGGCAAGCAGUAACAUCUAAAGUUGUUGAGGAAACUGGCCAGCCGGCAUUGGAUUUAGCCACUGAUUCUACUGAGAGUCCCGUCCUAGACAAUAGUAACUGUCCAGUUGUACCAACAGGUAAUAAAUUUGUUCAAAACUCGGAAUGUGGAAUUACACGAGGAUGUUAUUCAGACUGCGGUGCUGAUGGCUGUUCUUUUGAAGUAUCCUGGAAUUUUAAUGGAAACAAUCCUAAUGCUAAUUUCACAUUGAAGGCUUUAACAACUGCAACAACAUCACAGUAUAUUGCUAUUGGAUUCUCUGCUGAUAGCAAAAUGGGUACUGACAGUGUUACUGAGUGUGUUUAUGCUGCUGCUGACAGUUCUGUUGAUGUAUUUAACUCGUUUAAUAUAGGAAGAUCUAAUUCAAGGAACACCAAUCCAAAAGCAGCAAUUACCUCUAUAAGUGGUAAAUUGGAAAAUAACGUUUUGGAAUGCAGUUUUACAAGACAAAAAGAUGGUGAAAAUGAUGCUAAUGUUUUUGCUUUGUCAACACCCUAUUAUAUGUUUUUUGCUUCUGGUGUGGCAACUCCUGCUAAAGCUAUCGCCCAACAUACGACUACACCAUUAGUGUCUUCUGCAGUUAUUGAUCUGUCUAAAAACGAGAUACAUUCAGCAACGCCCACAACCCGAUCAUUACUACAAGCUCAUGGUUCCUUGAUGACAAUUGCAUGGGUAGCGGCAGCAAGUAUUGGACUCAUCAUAGCUCGUUAUUUCAAACAAGUUUGGCCUAAUUCCUCAUUCCUUGGACAAAAGAUUUGGUUUCAGAUUCAUCGUACCUGUAUGAUCGUAGCUCUUGUCGCAACAUGUAUAGCUUUUAUUAUUAUAUUUGCCGAUGUCCAGGAUUGGACCACUUCCCCAGUUACUGUUCAAAAUGCACAUCCUUAUCUGGGUGUAAUUGUUACAUUUCUAUGUAUUGUGAACCCAAUAAUGGCCAUAUUCCGUCCUCACCCGGGAACUGACAACCGUGUAUAUUUCAACUGGGCUCAUUGGGCUGUUGGAACAUCAGCAUAUGUUCUUGGAUUAAUUACAGUGACAAUAGGAACGAGAAUGUCCAGAGCACAAAUAGCAGACAGUGCUGUAUGGGUUAUGGUUGGAUUUAUUGUCUGGCAAAUGUUGGUGAUUCUUUGUUUUGAAUUGAUUCAACUAUUAGCAAGCAAAGAAAAUGGUUCUAAAGUGUUUUUGCAUGGAAAUGUUACAAGUUAUGAAUUACAACAGAAAGGAGCCCCACAGCAAGCACCUCAAGAACAACCUAAAGCUGAGUCUGGUACUUUGAAGAUUGCUUUGUUUUUACUACAUGUUGUUGUGGUUGUUGCCUUUACUAUUGCUGUAAUAGUUUUCAUUGCUAUGUAACUUACUGGAUCUCACAAGAAAGAAGGGGCCUUUAACAAAAUUGUGCACAAACACUAUUAUUACACAUCUUUAUUUAUUUAAGAUUUCAAACAACGCAAUCUUACAAUUAUCAUUUGAAAGAUUAUAAUUAAUAGUACAAGAGUGAAUUUUCAUCAUUCAGCCAUUAUGAAAAUAUUAAAAUGGUUUUAAAUGUUCUUAUUCAUUUCUUAGAAUAAAUUAUUUUGACAAACUUUCAUGUAUAAAAUAAUUUGAGUUCAUUCAAGAGAUAUCAGUUUUAACAUAUUACAUGUAUAUUAGAGAAAACACCUGACGUAAUAACUCAUAUAUAUAUGUAUACAGUUUAUUAGAAUAUCAAAAUUUAUUAGAAUAUCAUUUUUAUUUACAAAUAUAUAUUCAUUUAUCUCUUAGUGAUUUGAUUAUGAUUUGAUCUUAUUUCUACUUUUAUAAAAAUCGAAGAAAGCAGGGGACUAUUAAAAUGGGUUCAUCUGUCUGUCUGUCUGUCUGUCUUUCCGUCUGGCCGUCACACUUUUUGGGACACAAUAACUCUCUGUCUAAUUGAGCUAGAAUGUUCAAACUUGGUGUAGGUGUUUAUUAGGUCAAUUCCGUGAUAUGAGCAUUUGUUUCUGCUUAGGUUAAGCAGAGAUAAGCAAUUUGAUUGGUUGAUGCUUUGGGACACAAUAACUUUAGUUCUAAUUAAGUGAGAGUGAGGACACUUGGUGUAUAGUUUCAUUACAUCAGUACCUUGACUAAGUUCGAUAAUGAGCAUUUUCUGCUCAGAGUAAGCAGAGAGAUAAGCAAUUUGAUUGGUUGAAGCUUUGGGACACGAUAACUUUAGUUCUGAUUAAGUAAGAGUGAGAACACUUGGUGUAUAGCUUUAUUACAUCAAUACCUUGACUAAGUUCGAUAAUGAACAUUUUCUGCUGAGGGUAAGCAGAACGAUAAGCAAUUUGAUUGGUCAAGACUUUGGAACAUAAUAACUCUCCUUCUAAUUGAGUUAGAAUGUUCACACUUGGCGUAGGUGUCUAAUAGGUCAAUGCCUUGAUGGAGUUCGAAGAUGAGAAUUUUCUGCUUAGGGUAAAUAGAGAUAAGCAAUUUGAUUGGUUGAAGCUUUGGGACACGAUAACUUUAGUUCUGAUUAAGUAAGAGUGAGAACACUUGGUGUAUAGCUUUAUUACAUCAAUACCUUGACUAAGUUCGAUAAUGAACAUUUUCUGCUGAGGGUAAGCAGAACGAUAAGCAAUUUGAUUGGUCAAGACUUUGGAACAUAAUAACUCUCCUUCUAAUUGAGGUAGAAUGUUCAAACUUGGUGUAGGCGUUCAUUAGGUGAAUGCCUUGAUGGAGUUCGAUGAUGAACGUUGUCUGAAUAGGUUAAGCAGAGAUAAGCAAUCCGAUUGGUUGAUGCUUUGGGGCACGAUAACUUUGGUUAUAAUGAAGUGAGAGCAAUGAAACUCUGAAUAUAGAUUCAUUAUAUCAUUACCAUGACUAAGUUCGAUGGUGAGAAUUUUCUGCUUAGGCUAAGGAGUGAUAAGCAAUUUGAUUGGUCAAGACUUUGGAACAUAACAACUCUGCUUUUAAUUCAGGUAGAAUGUUUAAACUUGAUGUAGAUGUUCAUUAUGUGAAUGUCUUGACUGAGUUCAGUGAUUAACAUUUCGAGCUGAAGCUAAGCCGAGCUAAUCAAUUUCAUUGGUCGAUGCUUUGGGACAAGAUAAUCUUGAUUCUAUCUGAUAGAGAGUGAUGAAACUUAGUGUAUAGUUUGAUUGCUCUAUACUUUUGAAAAAAAUAAAUGUGCGAUUAAUUAAUAUGUGUCAUCUAUUUAUUUUGGGAUUUCGGCGGAGGACAUCAGCCUCACUGUUGGCUUGUUUUAUUUGUAAAUUUGCUUACUGUCUUAUUAUUUAUAUCAGAUAAUUAAAUAUAUAUAAGGAUGAGUAUGAUGUAUCAAAUACAUUGUAAUUACUGUACCCUACUCACUCAGAAUGGUUAUAUUUAUAUUUAUUUAGUUAAUUUCUUGUUAUAAACAAAUAAAACCAGUAAAAAUAUUUCCACAAAUUUUUACAUUAAUUCGUCUAGAAUAAUUCGCUUGCAAAUUAGACUAGCAGCCCUCUUCAGCAUAAAUAAUGUUUUGCUUUUUAUGUUCCAAACUUUCAGUCAGCCUAAUUCCUAAGAAAGCAUGAAUGUAGGUGUGAGAAAUUAGUGACUGGAUGACAAUAUGAUGGCAGAUGACACCAACCAUCCCUGUCAUAUGUCACUCAAUAGGGCUAUUUCCUUUGGCCCCCAUUAAAAAUGCAUGGGCUGAUAAUGAAGGGAUUGUCAAUUUUUCAAUACAAUAACUUGAUUUUAUUUAUACUUUCAUUUAUAAGUAAGAAAUAAUAAUCAUUAAGUUGACUAGGUCUAAUCUUUGUGGAAUUAUAUAAUUUUAAUAUCACAGAUCAUAAUGUAAUGACAACUUGUGGUAAAAGGAGAAGAAUCUUUAUUUAAUCUUUAUCACAUUUUCUGUAUAAUUUAUAAAGAAUAUCUUAGAAUCUAAGAUUUUUGUGUAUAUUUUUAAUUCUCUUUUGCUGAUUUAUGAUUUGAUAUGGUACCUCAAAUCCAGCUCCAUUUAAACAUGCUUGGUAUACAUGCACAUUUUGUUUUUCAUGAACAAUAUUUUUUAUUGACUAUAUAUCUGAAUUGGGUAUGAGGCACUGACACCUUUGUGAUACACCACUGCCCCAAUAAAUUUACAUGCGCUUUUUGCAGCUUUAGCGACCCCCACCCACCUACCAUGAUAAAGAAAGAAAUCCCUUUGUAGUAUUAGUAAUCCUCUAAUUAUAUGCUGAUAAAAAAGUGCUGCUGCUGUCGAAAGUUGGUUCUCAAAUUACAAAUAAAGCUUUUUUUUUUUUUACUAAAUGGUCUUGCUUGGGAAAUAUUAUAUAGUUAUGUGAACCAUUGGAGAUUAAUUCUAUAUUUUAUUGAUGUAAAUGUGAACUAUUUUGUAAAUAUGAACUUUUUUAUAAAUGUUGUUAAACACAUUCCAAAUAUAAUUUUAUCUCAGAGAUCAUUGCUACGAUAGGUGAGUAAUACAGUUUUUCUGAAUCGGAAGUGACGAAUGCCAAAGGAAAACACGAGUCGCCUCUCUAUAUAACUGAAUGAUGUGACGAAUGAUAACGGAUAUACGGGCGAAUGUCAUUAGAUAAGAGAACACGAGAAAAAUAGAAAUAGUCCGUACAUUCCCUUGUUUAUAUUCAUUCUAUACCUUAUAAAAACAUGGUAAUGCACGGACUUUUUCUGUUUUUCUUUCGUGUUCACUUAUCUAGUGACAGUCAAUUCUUUUUAUGAAUUGUCAGAUAUCCUCUCACAGUCUCACACAACAACUUUUGGUGUUCAAAGGAAUUAUUAGUGAGCAGAAAUUCGCCCGUAUAUCCGUUAUCAUUCGUCACAUCAGUCAGUUAUAUAGAGAGGCGACUCGUGUUUUCCUUUGGCGUUCGUCACUUCCGAUUCAGAAAAACUGUAUUACUCAGCUAUCGUAGCAAUGAUCUCUGAGAUAAAAUUAUAUUUGGAAUGUGUUUAACCAGCUCUAUCACAUAUGUGAUAAUGACUGGCACCAAUAUUGUCCUUUAACUAAUGUGAUUAUGGUGCAAUUGGUGCACAUGAAAAAUACUGUAUAAAAGCUUAAAGGGGGGUAUAAUGAGUAGCCCUUUUAAUAACUACAAAUGUUUUGACGGUAAUCAACCUACACAUAUCGCCGUUGGAGCUGAUUCACCACGAAACUCCAUUUCAUUUCUCUGUGAAAUAUUCUUACAUAAUCUUAGAGCACAAUAUGACUUCUUUAGAUUUGUCCAUCAAAAACAUCUUGAUAAUACUGACAAGUACCUGGAACAAAUAUAUGAAGAUUUUUUGAUUCUGUGAUCAUCCUACCUAAACCUGAUAACCCACAAAAACUAGAAACUGUGAGUCUAUAAACUCAGUAAUUGUGUAUCUGUACUUGGUGUUGAGAGUCCAUAUUAUGUGAACAUGAAACUAUGGACCUUAUAAUACAUAAUAUAAGGUCCAUGAUGAAACUAUGAAAAUGUAUGAAUAAUUUAUAUAUGAUAGAACAGGCUAAUGGCUGCCUCAUUGUACAAUCAACUGAGAGUUAUCAGGUUUAUUAUUUACCGAGAACAGAAUUGUAUGUUUAUAUUAUUAUUAUAUUUUAUUACACAAUGACUAUUUUUACUAUAUGUAUACUACAUGUUAUUAUAUUGAUUGGAAUAAAUAACUUAGUUCUUAA